Cryptococcus wingfieldii CBS 7118 is the source of this 282-nucleotide messenger RNA. RefSeq lists its product as hypothetical. NCBI's taxonomy places the organism in Eukaryota, Fungi, Basidiomycota, Tremellomycetes, Tremellales, Cryptococcaceae. The record is from RefSeq and is a predicted model, not a curated record. The transcript has 2 exons. Bases 1 to 282 code for a protein of 93 amino acids.
AUGGCGCUAUCUACUUCCACUUACCCAGUUGACGCUGUGGCGGUGUCACCCAACGCUGUCAUUGCGCCCAUCGCUUCUUGGGACCUCGCCGGCGAGGUGGCCGGUCUGUUCUGCGACGUGAGGAGGGCUGUCGGGCUCCUCCCGACCUCCACCAAGAGCGCGAUGGUGGCUAAGAUGGCCGCCACCGCGUACCGUUGGGUGGAGAACGUCCCGACCAGCGACAUCAAUUUCAAGAUUAACGGUGGCAACAUCAUCGGCGAAACUGAUGUGAUGUGGAUUUGA